GGGCGUGGGUGCCCUGUUCGUGCCCGCUGCCGGGCUCUUGGAGUUACUGUGAAUGGACCGGGUCUUUUCUCCCCGGCAAGCACCUUUCACAUCCAAGCGGGAAGCGCAGGAUUUUGAACUGGGAAGGGAUGUAUGACCACGUCCUGCGCAGCCUCCUCAUUGUACAAGUGGGGAAACUGAGGUUCAGAGGGGGCGUGUCUUGUCUUGGCUUAGACGGCGAAUUGGGGGUCUCGGCACAUUGUUCCCGGUUCCCAAUUAAGAAUUCUGUUAUAUUUGCAUUUCAUCUAGUCAUUUGGCAGGUCUUUUUGUUGAAGGAGGGAGGUGUCUUCUCAGAGAAGUGUGGCUAGAGAAGAUUGACGUUCAAGGCUUAAAAGCCUGAGUGAUCACCCUAGAAGGUGGAUAAUGGCUGCAGACAUGCCAACAGUGACCACUCCUCUCAGUCCUUUGGUCCAGGUGCCGCAAGAGGAAAACAGUCAGGAGGAGGAGGUCACCACUAUGAUCCUGGAGGAUGACUCCUGGGUGCAGGAAGCUGUACUGCAGGAGGAUGGCCCUGAGUCUGAGCCUUUUUCCCAGAAUACUGGCAAGGGCAUCCCUCAGGAAGAGGCAAUAGCUGGGGGACCACAGGGUGCACUUGGUCGCCUCCGAGAACUCUGUCGACGCUGGCUAAGGCCAGAGGUACAUACCAAGGAGCAGAUGUUGACUGUGCUUCCAAAGGAAAUUCAGGCCUGGCUGCAAGAGCAUCGACCUGAAAAUAGUGAAGAGGCAGUGGCUCUUGUGGAAGACUUGACUCAGACCCUUCGGGACAGUGAUUUUGAGAUACAGAGUGAAAACGGGGAGAAUUCUAAUCAAGAUGUGUUUGAGGAGGUGGAAUCACAUGAGAUGUUCUUGGAAAUGCCCGAAGGGGAAGGUGGUCAGCAGUCUGAUGGGGAGAGUGACUUUGAGAGAGACUGUGGCUCCGGGAGGCCUCAGGGUAAGGACAGCAGGCAGAUGCCAUCCCAGGGCAAGGAAGUUGGCCAGCUCAUUGGCCUUCAAGGCACCUACCUGGGUGAGAAGCCCUAUGAAUGCCCUGAGUGUGGGAAAACCUUCAGCCGGAAAUCUCAUCUAAUUACCCAUGUAAGGACCCACACAGGAGAAAAACACUAUAAAUGUGACGAAUGUGGAAAGAGCUUUAGUGACGGCUCAAACUUUAGCCGACACCAAACAACUCACACUGGAGAGAAACCCUACAAAUGCAGGGAUUGCGGGAAGAGCUUUAGCCGGAGUGCAAAUCUCAUAACCCACCAGAGGAUCCACACAGGAGAGAAACCCUUUCAGUGUGCCGAGUGUGGCAAGAGUUUCAGCAGGAGCCCCAAUCUUAUUGCCCACCAGCGCACUCACACUGGAGAGAAGCCGUACUCUUGCCCCGAGUGCGGAAAGAGCUUUGGCAACCGGUCCAGCCUCAACACGCAUCAGGGAAUCCAUACUGGAGAAAAACCCUAUGAGUGUAAAGAGUGUGGUGAAAGCUUCAGUUACAAUUCCAACCUGAUCAGACACCAGAGAAUCCACACAGGAGAGAAACCAUACAAAUGCACCGACUGCGGCCAGAGGUUUAGCCAGAGCUCGGCUCUCAUUACGCACAGGAGAACUCACACCGGAGAAAAACCCUAUCAGUGCAGCGAGUGCGGCAAAAGCUUUAGCCGCAGCUCCAAUCUGGCCACACACCGGAGAACCCAUAUGGUGGAGAAGCCCUAUAAGUGUGGAGUGUGUGGGAAGAGCUUCAGCCAGAGCUCAAGUCUGAUCGCGCACCAGGGCAUGCACACGGGGGAGAAACCCUACGAAUGUCUGACCUGCGGUGAGAGCUUCAGCUGGAGCUCCAACCUCAUCAAACACCAGAGGAUCCACACGGGAGAGAAGCCCUAUAAAUGUGGCGAGUGUGGGAAGUGCUUCAGCCAGCGCUCGCAACUGGUGGUGCACCAGCGGACCCACACCGGGGAGAAGCCCUAUAAAUGCCUCAUGUGUGGCAAGAGCUUCAGCCGGGGCUCCAUCCUGGUUAUGCACCAGAGAGCCCAUUUGGGAGACAAGCCCUACAGGUGUCCUGAGUGUGGGAAAGGUUUUAGCUGGAAUUCGGUUCUCAUCAUACACCAGCGAAUCCAUACAGGGGAGAAGCCCUAUAAAUGCCCUGAGUGUGGCAAAGGCUUCAGCAAUAGCUCCAAUUUUAUUACACACCAGAGAACUCACAUGAAAGAGAAACUUUAUUGAAGUGGCAGAGAGGGAAAGUGAGGCAGAGACUGGCCUGGGAAAGGGAAUUGUCAGUGCCCCAAAUAGUGAUUUCCCUCUAAAAGAGCCAUUUUUCCUGAACUUUCUUUGGAAUUUUUUGCCAAAAUCUUUUACCCCUGCUCACCCUCACGUCUAGGACACUGUCAUCUUAGUUGGUUGGAGUCAAGCCCCUGUUGGUUCAAGAACAGAGCAUAGGAGUAGAAGGUCCAGAAAGCUGGGUCUUUAUCUGUUACAUUUCAUUAUUUGAUUGACUCUCUCCUGAUUCCUCUGUGCCUCUGUUUCCUCUUCAGUAAAAUGGGGAAAUGUUUCUCCAUGUGGAACUCAUGUGGCCUCCAGGUGAUCUGAGUCCUCAGAGAAAUACUGGAAAUCUGUAUAUGUGGUUCUGGUUGUUUUUGCUGCCACUUUGUUGGGCUAAGGUGCCUUUACACCAAGCUGCUAGCGUCCCAGGGCCCCUGCCCAUGUAGUGUCUUGAUUUCAGGUCAAUAUGAUGGGACUUCUUCAAUUUUGAAUCAUCUACAUGAAGGUAAAACCAUUUUCUGUUUCCAGAAAGUGUCGGGAGCAAACUAGCUUGAGGAAGUAUGGCCUGGAACCUGUGUCCCAAUGUCUCUUCCAUUAUAAGAGGGACUGAGGUCUGCCAGGAAAGGUAUAAACUGAGAUUUGUGUGCUUGCUUUUGUCUCUGCUUGCUGUCCUAUGGUGACUCAGCUGCCAGGGGAGCACAUUGUUCUCAUGGGGUUUGGGUUUGGAGUGUGAAGCCUUCGACCCCCAGCUGUCCAUCCAUGGUGGGUAGCAGUUUUUGUACCAUCAAGGGGGAAAAAUCCUGCACGAUGCAUAAUUAUUUUUCAGUUUUCUAUGCACUUGUUUUCUCCUUGUUCUUGAAUUUUCUAUAUAUGCAGAUCUAGAAUUCCGUCUGAUAGCUUUUGUAUACUAAAAACAUAUUUUUAAGGAAGUGUUUAUCUUGAGGAUAUCAAAAUCCCCUGGAGAGAUUUGGGUUGGAACCAGGAGUUUGCCCUGCAGUUACAUACUUGAUCUUGGUUGCCAUCAUGGCUUUGUUCUUGGAAUUCUGAGCCUUGAAACAAUGAAGAUGAGAAUGACAGCAGAUGAGAGGGUUUGUUACAAGGAAAGAGGAGAAAAUAUAUAAGGCGUCUUUUGGAAACGUGAAACUGCCACCUCCUAUAUAUGGAGCCUGUGCUCAGAAGAGACCUUUUUCUUAGAGGAUGGACACUCAAUAUUGCCUAAUAAAGUAGAGUCCCAUUCUUUUC
Messenger RNA from Ictidomys tridecemlineatus (thirteen-lined ground squirrel), 3516 nucleotides. NCBI's taxonomy places the organism in Eukaryota, Metazoa, Chordata, Mammalia, Rodentia, Sciuridae. The record is from RefSeq and is a predicted model, not a curated record.